UGAUUAUUAUUAGUGGGAGGUCCUCAAGUCUCAAGCAACAAGAUACACACAACACACUGAUCACUAUUCCAGGCUGCAGCCAUGGGCCAGGACGCCUCUAAACUGAGUCAUCUGCGCAGGGAUAUUAAGGAGAAUGGUAGUGGAACUACUGAGGUCAAAGUGGAGGGCUUGCAAGUAUCAGACAAGUCUAUUAGGAAGCUCUCUGAAGCUCUCAGAAGGAACAGUGUUGUAGAGGAGCUGAGUGUGGUAGGCUGUGGUGUGGGCCCUGUGAGUGUUCAGCACAUAUCAGACACACUGUGCAACUCUUUCCUCACUUGCAACAUCACCAAACUCAACCUAUCAGACAAUGAGCAGAUUGGCCCUGAGGGUGCAGAGAGUCUAGCUGCUGUACUAGAGACUAACAAAGUACUACAACAUCUUGCCCUCAAUAACUGUGAUAUUGGAGACAGAGGACUUGAGGCUUUGGCCACUGCUCUGUGUAGGAACAGAACACUAGUGACUCUAGAAGUGGGGACCAACAGUCUGACAGAUGUGAGUGCUCAGUAUUUGGGAGGAUCUCUCAAACUCAACUUUAAACUGGAGGGAUUGUCUCUCUGGCAGAAUGAUAUCUCAGGACAAGGAGCACAACGCUUGGCAGAGGGGCUGCAGGGCAACAAGACACUGCUGUGGAUUGGACUGGGUAGUAACCACAUUGGAGCAGAAGGUGCUUGGGCUCUCUCCCAGAGUCUACAGGACAACAACAGUCUCCUGUGGAUGGGUCUGGGGGGCAAUGAGCUGGGGGACAAGGGGGCACUGCAUCUAGCCACUCUAUUGCAAGACAACGUGUGCAGUCUGCAGUCUAUUGGUUUGGGGGGUAAUGAGAUACGAGAUGAGGGGGCGGGACAUCUAGCAGCAGCACUCAAGUUGAACACCACUCUGCGAUCCCUCGGAUUAGGAGGAAACCAAAUAGCUGAUGAUGGAGGCAAGAGCAUUGCUGACAUGUUGAGACACAAUCAAUCGCUGCGUAAAGUACUACUCUCUAGCAACCUGUUGGGAGACAAUGCAGUGGCAGCACUUGCAGAGUGCCUGGCAGUCAACUCUGGUCUCGAUAUGCUGCUAAUUGGAGACAAUCCAUUUGGAGAUGAGGGUGGGACUAGACUGUGUGAGGUCCUCUGUCAGAGCAAUACAACACUCACUGUACUGGACAUACAUGGCAGCAGAAUGAGCAAUCCCGUGGAGAAAGAGAUUGCUGAUAAUGUGAGCAAGUAUAGUUCCCUCAAGAAGCUUGGUAGUUACUAUGGUACCAGGAGCUCUCACUCUAUUAGCCACACAGAGGCACAGGCAAGGAAACUAGCAAGGCAAAGAAAUGAGCAGAACUUUGCACGACAAGCUAGCUCCCAACUAUCACCCUCACACCUUUAUUGAUAUAAUGAUUAACCAACCCAUCACUUGUAUCAGGAGUGCACUCCUGCUUGUAUACAUAACUAGGUACCCUGGUACUUAUCAUUGUAAAAAUUGUUUUUUGGUCAACUCAA
This is a messenger RNA of Halichondria panicea, 1514 nucleotides long. Its product is annotated as protein NLRC3-like. The record is from RefSeq and is a predicted model, not a curated record. Bases 82 to 1404 code for a protein of 440 amino acids. Gene Ontology annotation, molecular function: protein binding. NCBI's taxonomy places the organism in Eukaryota, Metazoa, Porifera, Demospongiae, Suberitida, Halichondriidae. The transcript has 8 exons.